Molecule: messenger RNA, 1408 nt
Organism: Psammomys obesus (fat sand rat)
Lineage: Eukaryota; Metazoa; Chordata; Mammalia; Rodentia; Muridae
Gene: Jtb
Product: jumping translocation breakpoint
Exons: 5
Coding region: 312-752 (146 amino acids)
Biological process (GO): mitotic cytokinesis
Cellular component (GO): midbody; centrosome; spindle
Source: RefSeq, a predicted model, not a curated record
AGCGAGCACACGGGAAGAGCCGGCGUCGCUGGUGCCGGGACCAGGAGCCUCCGCGAGCAAGAUGGCCGCUCCCGAGACGGAGGCCGAGGGGCGCGGGCACUGAGUCCGGACCCGCGUGCCCUCCUCCCAGCCUGGCCCGAACAAAGACCUCGCGCUUCUAGCCAACAAGUCCGCAUGGGUCAUUCUCUCUGUGCUCACGAGGCCGUUCCAACAGAGCCUUAGCUGGCCCAGAGAGAGAACUCUGGCAGCUCGCUGCUCGGAGCUAGAACCUCGGGGACGGCUGCUGCAACAGGUGCGACCCUGCCCGCCCCAUGCUUGCAGGCGCGCGGAGGCGUGGCCUCCCCCGGGGCGGCCACCUCUGCUGGUUGCUGUGCGCUUUCACCCUAAAGCUCUGCGAAGCAGAGGCUCCGGUGCGCGAGGAGAAGCUGUCAGUGAGCACUUCGACUUCACCAUGUUGGCUGGUGGAAGAGUUUGUGGUGACUGAAGAGUGUGCCCCGUGUUCCAACUUCCAGAUUAAAAGCACGCCCGAGUGUGGUUCUACGGGGUACAUGGAGAAAAUCGCAUGCAGCCCAUCUAAAAGGAAUGAAUUCAGAAGCUGCCGUUCAGCUCUGAUGGAACGACACUUAUUCUGGAAGUUUGAAGGCAGUGUGGUGGCUGUGGCUUUAGUCUUCGCUUGCCUCGUCAUCAUCCGUCAGCGACAACUGGACCGAAAGGCUCUUGAAAAAGUCCGGAAGCAAAUUGAGUCCAUAUAGCUGAAUUCUCCUGUAUUAUGCCAGAUCUUACAGACUGUACGUCAAGCAGAGAAAGCUCAGUGGGCUAAUCUGUACUCUUAAACCUUGUGGUAGUAGCACCUUUCCCUGACUUCCUCUUCCAGACCGCUAAUGAGCACAAUAAAAAGUAAGAUAGAGCUGGGGGCUUGGUGGCACACACUUGUAAUCCUAGCACGUGAGAGAGAGUGUCAGGAGGGUCCUUGGCAAAUUUGUUGGCAGGCCAGGCUGAACUAAAUAGUAAGACUGUCUUUUUAAAAAGUAAUGAAGGAGUAAACCAGUUUCCUUCCCUAUAAUGAUUUGGCUUGGGGAGGACUGGGUGUGGUGCCAUGUGCCUUAAAUCCUAGCACUUGGGUGGCAGAGAGAGAGGCGGAUGUCUGUGAGUUCAAGGCCAGCCAGGGCUACAGAGUGAGACCCUGUCUCAAACAAUUAAAGGGAGCUUGUGAGUUGACGCAGUGGUCAAGAGCAUUGCUCUUACAGAGGAUCUAGGUUUGGUUCCCAGCAUCCAAAUCAGAUGGCUUAUGGUCACAUGUAAUUCUAGUUUCAGAUCUGAUAGCCUGUGGCCUCAAGCCAUGCACAUAAACUCAUGCAUAAACAGACAUAUACGGCAAAAAAGGAAUAAAUCUCUUUAGAUUUCUUUU